This is a messenger RNA of Annulohypoxylon maeteangense, 1575 nucleotides long. RefSeq names its product MFS general substrate transporter. The record is from RefSeq and is a predicted model, not a curated record. NCBI's taxonomy places the organism in Eukaryota, Fungi, Ascomycota, Sordariomycetes, Xylariales, Hypoxylaceae. The coding region runs from base 1 to 1560 and encodes 519 amino acids. Gene Ontology annotation, biological process: transmembrane transport. Gene Ontology annotation, molecular function: transmembrane transporter activity. The transcript has 2 exons.
AUGAAGGACGCGGCGAUUCACCCAACCCUAGGAAUGGAACAGACGGUCCGCUCUACGAGCGCUCUGGCGAGAGAGGCAGAAGAGAUAAACGAAAGACCGUCUACUAGGAAAGCGGAUGGAAUCCCAGCUACAAUCCUUCCGCUUUCCGAUCUUGAUAACGCCGUCGUUGGAUGGGAUAGUCAAGAUGACCCUACGAUGCCCUUGAAUUUCUCCGCGGCUCGGAAAUGGGUGAUCGUUUGGUCUCUAGCCGCAAUCACCUUCAUGUCUCCCUUCUCAUCUUCAGUCCUAGCUCCUGCCAUAUCAUAUAUCAACCACGAUUUUCACAACACAAAUCCGCCUGUGGGUCCAUUCCCAGUCAGCAUUUAUCUCCUCGGCUACGCCACAGGCCCCUUAUUUUUAGCGCCUCUUUCUGAGAUAUUCGGCCGCGCAGGCAUACUCACCUUUUCCAACAUAUUCUUCUGCGUAUGGCACAUAGGAUGUGCCCUAUCUCCAAGCCUCGGUUUCCUCGUGGCAUUUCGGUUCGCGGCUGGUAUUGGUGGUAGCGGUUGCAUGACCUUGGGAGGUGCUAUCAUCGGCGAUCUUUUUCCUAUUGAGAAGCGCGGCGUAGCUCUCUCGAUAUGGGCAUUGGGUCCUCUCGUUGGUCCGACGGUAGGCCCUUUGAUAGGGGCCUUCAUCGCUGGUUCUAUCGGCUGGCGUUGGUCAUUCUGGGUUGUUCUGGCCCCUUCAGCUGUCAUCACCGUGAUCCUGGCUAUCUUCCUGCCCGAAACGAACCAUAAGGUUCUCAUGCAACGAAAGGCGAAAAUAUUAGGCAGGGAGUUGGAUCGAACAGAUCUGAGGACAUGCUACGAAGCCAAUGAAUCGCGAAAGGUGUCUCAGCUCAGUAUCCUCACUAUCGGCAUGUUGCGGCCGCUGAAGAUGCUUAUUUUCGCACCUAUGAUUCUCAUUCAAUCUUUAUACGUCUCCUUCAUCUACGGAUCCGUCUAUUUGAUGUACAACUCCAUUCCUCCAACCUUCGAGACACGGUAUGGCUGGGGUACUGGUGUUUCUGGCUUAGUCUUUAUUUCCAUCGGCCUUGGCUAUAUGGCCGGUCUCUGGGCUUUCUCUAUGUUGUCGGAUAGGACAGUGGUGCGUCUGACAAAUGCGAAUGGCGGCGCAUUCAACCCGGAAUUUCGGUUAACAAUCAUGAUAUGGUACUCUUUUCUCUGUCCGCUUGCCUUUUUCUGGUACGGAUGGUCAGCUCAGGCGAAGACCCACUGGAUUAUACCGAUCAUGGGCCUGUUCCCGCUUGGAUUUGGUGUAAUUGGCGUCUUCAUGCCUACCCAAGCUUACAUUAUCGACGCCUACCCUUCGUAUGCCGCGUCUGGAAUUGCCGCUUUCACUGUCUUGCGUAGCGUGAUCGCCGCGUUUCUGCCCAUAUGCGGACCGGCGCUAUUCGGUAAUCUCGGGGUCGGGUGGGGAAGCUCGGUGCUUGGCUUUGUCGGGCUGGCUAUGAUUCCUAUUCCCAUCAUUAUCUUCAAAUUCGGCGCAAGACUAAGGGAGAGAUACCCAGUAAGACUCUGAGGCGCUUACCUGUAC